AUGGCCAUCCGCCGGAACCGUGUGGCCCUGAAGGGCAACAUCGAAACCAACCAUAAUCUGCCGCCAUCCCACAAAUCCCGAAACAACAUUCUUCGCACCAGCCUAGAUCUCUAUGCCAAUGUCAUCCACUGUAAGAGCCUGCCAGGCGUGGUGACCCGGCACAAGGACAUAGACAUUCUCAUUGUCCGGGAGAACACGGAGGGCGAGUACAGCAGCCUGGAGCAUGAGAGUGUGGCGGGAGUGGUGGAGAGCCUGAAGAUCAUCACCAAGGCCAGGCGCAAGAAAGUGACGGCUGUGCACAAGGCCAACAUCAUGAAACUGGGCGAUGGGCUCUUCCUGCAGUGCUGCAGGGAGGUGGCAGCUGGCUACCCCCAGAUCACCUUUGAGAACAUGAUUGUGGACAACACCACCAUGCAGCUGGUGUCCCGGCCCCAGCAAUUUGAUGUCAUGGUGAUGCCCAAUCUCUAUGGCAACAUUGUCAACAACGUCUGCGCGGGAUUGGUCGGAGGCCCAGGCCUUGUGGCUGGGGCCAACUAUGGCCAUGUGUACGCAGUGUUCGAAACGGCUACGAGGAACACUGGCAAGAGUAUCGCCAACAAGAACAUCGCCAACCCCACAGCCACCCUGCUGGCCAGCUGCAUGAUGCUGGACCACCUCAUGCUGCACUCCUACGCCACCUCCAUCCGUAAGGCUGUCCUGGCGUCCAUGGACAAUGAGAAUAUGCACACUCCAGACAUUGGGGGCCAGGGCACAACAUCUGAGGCCAUCCAGGACAUC
Cebus imitator (Panamanian white-faced capuchin) is the source of this 777-nucleotide messenger RNA. Its product is annotated as isocitrate dehydrogenase [NAD] subunit gamma, mitochondrial. Gene Ontology annotation, molecular function: magnesium ion binding; NAD binding; oxidoreductase activity, acting on the CH-OH group of donors, NAD or NADP as acceptor. Gene Ontology annotation, cellular component: mitochondrion. The record is from RefSeq and is a predicted model, not a curated record. The transcript is spliced from 9 exons. Lineage: Eukaryota; Metazoa; Chordata; Mammalia; Primates; Cebidae. The annotation marks the transcript as partial. Gene Ontology annotation, biological process: tricarboxylic acid cycle; isocitrate metabolic process.